Molecule: messenger RNA, 1345 nt
Organism: Ctenocephalides felis (cat flea)
Lineage: Eukaryota; Metazoa; Arthropoda; Insecta; Siphonaptera; Pulicidae
Product: E3 ubiquitin-protein ligase LRSAM1-like
Exons: 8
Coding region: 56-1345 (429 amino acids)
Cellular component (GO): plasma membrane
Molecular function (GO): protein binding
Source: RefSeq, a predicted model, not a curated record
UUUAAAAAUGUAGUCGAUAAAAAAAAUAUUAAUAAAAUAAAUUAUAAAUGAUUGAAUGGGGUGCACUAUCGAUAAAGGAAUGGCACCGUCGAAAAAUAAAGAACUUAAAGCUAACUUGGAACAUAAAUUAUACCUGGCUAGAGAGAACCCAGAGCCUGUCUUUGAUUUAUCAGAAUGCGAUUUAAAACAAGUGCCUCAGGGAAUAUUCACUUUGUGCAAAGUCUUUCGCAAAGAAGUUCUACUCCUGCACAAUAAUCGUCUUAGUAGUUUAGACAACGGAGGAUCAAUAAACGAUUUAAACUUAUUAACCAUCUUAGAUCUACACAAAAAUUUAUUAGUUACUUUGCCGCAGUCAAUAAAUGUGCUAACUAAUCUCAGGGAAUUAUAUUUAAACAACAACCGUUUAAAAGUUCUACCAAACGCAAUAUGUGAUCUUUACAAUUUACAAAUAUUAAAUUUGAACGAAAACUUAAUUAGUUUGGAUUGCGAUAGAAUCAAAGAGCCUCCAAAGGCUGUAAUCGAAAAUGGGGUCGAUUGUAUAAGGAAAUAUUUUGCUGAAAGAGAUGAUAUGUUUUUCAUUUCGCAGUUUUUAAAAGAGUUGGUAGCACAACAAGACCUAUUAGAAUCGGAGGUACGAAAAUUCCAAAAACUGAAAGACGAGGAUAGAAAAAAGUUCGUUGAUGAUCUACUGGCAGUGGAAAUAAGAACUGACAACAUCGUCAGGCAGCUUCUGGCGAUCAAACAUUCCGAAUCAUUUCAUGAACAAUUCUCACAAUUGCAACAUGAAGAAGAGGAAAGGCUUUUGCAGAUUUUCAGAGAAAGGAAUCACGACGAAUUGCGAAAAAAAGAUGUUUUACUUUCUAUGGAACAAAUGUUGCUGCAAGGAGACAUAGAAAUAUUUUCCAGGAGAAGUUGUGAAUUGGACACUGUUAAAAAUCAUGUCAUAGAAAGUGAAUUAGAGACAGGUAAAAUGAUAGAUUCUCAUCUGUGCAAACGGGACACGAGACAGAAUGAGCUGAUUGAAAUUCUGCAAAGGGAUGAACAAAUGCAAAGGGAGUGCCUUUUAAAAUUAUUAGCAAACAGAAACGACUGCGAAAGCUGGUGCCUGGUACAGAGACUACGUCUAGUCGAGACCCAAUUGAGUGAGCUGACCAAGCUGGAACUCGAGAAGAGGAAAAUGCAAAAUGAUAGCACACUGAACGAUUUGUCCGAAAUGAGAAUGGAGCUUGCAGCUCAUUUAAUCGAGUUGCUUCUGAAAGGGGAUGAGCGCAAACAAAAGCUGGUGAAGACAAUUCAGGACAUCGACAGAGAGCAAGAAAAAUUCUUCAAGGAAGAUUUGGGUUGA